Dendronephthya gigantea is the source of this 2458-nucleotide messenger RNA. Its product is annotated as PSME3-interacting protein-like. NCBI's taxonomy places the organism in Eukaryota, Metazoa, Cnidaria, Anthozoa, Malacalcyonacea, Nephtheidae. Bases 124 to 927 code for a protein of 267 amino acids. Gene Ontology annotation, cellular component: nucleus. The record is from RefSeq and is a predicted model, not a curated record. The transcript has 6 exons.
AUAACAAAAAAACACUUCACUGACUUCAGUUGAAUGGUAGAAUUGUUGAGUUUUAAAACCGUAGCACGGGUUGUUUUUGUACAAUUGUAACUUAUUCAUGUUGGUACACGACAAGAAGACGAAAUGAGCUUUAAGAAAUCCAACAAAAACAUAAAAUCAUUUGUUAGCGAGGAAGAGGCAAAAGAUCUGAACGAGAAACGACAGAAAGAAUGGGAAAGAGUCAGACAACCAGACGACCCUGUGGAAUGCCCUGAUCAUGUGGAAACUCGUAGCUUGUUUGAGCAACUCCAGGAGCAAAAGGAAAAAUCACAACAAGAACAUGAUGAGAAAUAUGAUAUAAAAAAGAUGUUUCGUGGUAUUGACAACGACGAAGCUGUAUUUCUUGAGUUUGCUUCAAAGCAGCAAGCCGAGAUUGAUGGGAGGCGAUUUGCUGUUACUCCUGAAGUGAAGGAAUUUAGAAACGAGGUUGCAAGUCUCCAAACAAUGCCCAAUCCAUCCUCUGUGUUAGACGAAAAGGAGAAGAGAAAGUCAAAUGUAAUGUUGGGUAAAAAAAAGUCUCAAGUUGAGCUUUUGGCAGGGUGUAUCAAAACAAAGAGGAAAAGGAGUGAUACUAAUAGCAGUGAAGAUGAAAAAUCUGUGGAAAAAAUGCCGGCCAAUCCAGAUGAAACACUAGUACCUAGUGAAGUGGUGAAGGAUGACGUGAGGAAAAGCUCACAUUUGGAAGAUAAAGCUGGUGUCUCAUCGCGGGAAAGUGAAAAACUCGACAGGACAGGUUCUAUUGACAUUGAUAACACGACUGUAGCCCAGCAAAUCGGUUAUAUUCCUAGUUUAGGGAUUUACUCUGAUUCCAGUGACUCAGAAUCAUCUUCAAGUGACUCAGAUAUUUUACCCUCGUUGUUCACUAACUUCACCUCAAAAGCUCAAUAGUGGAACAAUGUGUGCUUUUCUUCAACUUCAUCGGCGGAACGAACAUACGCCGUUGGGCGUAGCUCCAGGAAGUAACGAUCGAAGGCAAUCAAUUGACCAAAUGCCUUUCAAAGAUUUCUAUGAUCAUAUAUUUAUUAGUGAAAACUAAACGUAUGUCAUUUAUAUGAAAAGCAAAUCCACCAACGAUUCUCGUUAUCAAACUUGAGAAUUUUUUCAUCUAGCAUGCAGUAACACGAGUUCUUACAUGAGGUGAUUGCACAAAUGUAGUCCAACUUUUAACUGGAUGUUUUAGCAAAAGCUUUGAUGAUUUAAGGUGCAUGGUGUGUCCUGUAGAACGUUGGUCGAACGAAGUAUGGAUGGGUCAUAAAUUAUCUUCAAUUUGGUUGUAUCAAAAGCGAUUUAUCUAAUUCUGCACUUCCUUUGUUUUCUUUUCAUUGAACAGAAUCAUAUAUAUGUGUCGCUGAUAGAUGGGUAAAAAGUUUUUGAAAAAAAAUUCAAUAUGCAUACAUUGUAAAGAUGCUAAAGUUGUGAGUGCAGUGGAAUAAUUUAGAAUACAAUGGUCGCAAACAAGUAAGUGGAUCUUACUACCAAGUCUUGUUUUACUCUCCAUAUUCCGAUAGACCUAACCAGAGCGCUUAUAUACUCUAUAAGCGCCCUGGACCUAACUGUAUUUUUUGCUAUAUCCAACACAUUUACUCAAAAAUUUAAUAAAACAGUUUACAUUCACGGAAAAUAUAGUUAUAAAAAAAAAAUAAACUCUAAAUACAAGGUAAAAAUUGUUUUACAAGGAAUAUGCAUGCGUAUAAAUUGAGGAUAAUCAUCAAUUACCACUUCACAAGCAUACUGGUAAUUUCGAUCCCGUUUUACGUUAAUUAUUAAGUCUGUUAGGAACAGGUCUGAGGUUUCUGUUAGAAACCCAUUUCCUUCACGUUUUUCGCUUGUGAUCCCGGCUGCUUGAAAGAACUGCCACCAUAACCAUCGUCAAUGCUUCCAGUCUCGUCCAAGUCUACCCCCAAAUCUUCCAUGUUCCCUCUGGUUAUGAACGCCAUCACAUUUUCACCGAACCUUUGGCCCUGAGGGCAGGUGGGUAGCGAAGCGGAGGCCAUCUGAACUCGACUCAUCAAGCUGCCCAUGCCGCUUUUGCAAACAGGUUUCACCUUGGCGAAGACGCACUGGACCACGUAGGCCAGAAGUGUGCAGAACGUGGCGAAGCACAGGGGACCUGGGAGGAUCACUAACAAUGUCGUCAAACCCAGGCCUAUGAUGGUUCCUUGGACAACCAGCAGUCCCGUGAGCAUGACGAGGAAAAAUCCAAGAACUAUCGCCAGGAAUAUUGCCACUGGUAUACAAGUGCUUACAAGGAGCAAGCCAACGAAUAUGCUCGUGUUUGGCCGCUUUUCAAUGAACUGACGUGCGACGUUUGCUACUUCCAUUUCCAAGAAUUUUCUAACAACUGUAAUCGAUAUAACUGUGUAUGCGAAAUAAAUCAAAAACGCAAGACUGUGACGUCGCUAAUUGAAUAUGUGGCUUU